UGGGUUGAACUCUUCAAACUCCACAAAUAUUUCAUUUUUCAAAAAGAAAUUUAGUUACACUUCUAAGACACUUUAAAGCUCGGUAAAAUGGAUCCGAAUAUGAUGAUAGAAAAAAAACUAACAGACAGCGACGUUUCUAAUAAAGCUCGUUUGCAUUUGCCUAAAAAAAAGGUUGAGAACAUAAUAAGAAGCACGGGAGUUCCAAUUCCUCGAAAUGGUAUCCAAGUAGAAAUUCUGGACAAUAACAACUCGUAUUGGGUAAAUUUCGGAGUAGGUGGAUCAGGUUAUUUUAUCGGAAGUGGGUGGGUCAAUCUAAGAGAUGCAAAACAUCUUAGAACAGGAGAUAUCAUCAAAUUAUAUUGGGAAAAUACCAAAUUUAUUUUUUCUAUGUAAAAAACCUAUAUUUCUUUUGUUGUUAAUUUUAUCUUGUAUACAUUAAUCAUUUUCUUAAUAAACCUAAUUUAAUUAAUGUAUUUUGGUUAAUAAUAUGUGUUUAGUUUCAA
This is a messenger RNA of Capsella rubella, 503 nucleotides long. RefSeq names its product B3 domain-containing protein At1g08985. The coding region runs from base 88 to 393 and encodes 101 amino acids. NCBI's taxonomy places the organism in Eukaryota, Viridiplantae, Streptophyta, Magnoliopsida, Brassicales, Brassicaceae. The record is from RefSeq and is a predicted model, not a curated record. Gene Ontology annotation, molecular function: DNA binding. The transcript has a single exon.